This is a messenger RNA of Microdochium trichocladiopsis, 1908 nucleotides long. RefSeq names its product general amino-acid permease GAP1. NCBI's taxonomy places the organism in Eukaryota, Fungi, Ascomycota, Sordariomycetes, Xylariales, Microdochiaceae. Gene Ontology annotation, biological process: amino acid transmembrane transport. Gene Ontology annotation, molecular function: amino acid transmembrane transporter activity. The coding region runs from base 1 to 1908 and encodes 635 amino acids. The record is from RefSeq and is a predicted model, not a curated record. The transcript has 3 exons. Gene Ontology annotation, cellular component: membrane.
AUGGAUGCAACAGGAGGGCGCGGAGGCUAUUCCGCCAGCAGCUAUGGCCGUGGAAGCGUUGGCCGUGGAAGCGUUGGCGGCAAUGGUGGAGGAGGACCUGGGGCGGCACAUGGCAGUGGCGGCUACAUGCGGCGCGAACCGAGCUACGAGGACGACGAGGAGUCACCGCGCUUCCUCGCCCGGUGGGCAGACGGCUUCCGGCGUGCCGAACACCCGCAGCGGUCCCCAUCGAAAGGGACCUUUGAUGAGUUCUCCUUCGCCGACCACCAUUCGACAUCCCUGCGCCCCAUGCUGAGCCGCGGGUCCGAAGCAGAGUACUACGACGUCCGCACAGCGAACAUGCAGACGGCGCACUCGUUCCUCGCAAGAAAGCUCAAGGGCCGCCACUUGCAGAUGAUUGCGAUCGGAGGUUCCAUCGGCACAGGGUUGUUUGUGGCUUCGGGCCGCGUGCUCGAGGUGGGCGGCCCGGCCUCCGUGUUGAUUGCGUAUAGUUUCAUUGGAUGCAUGUUGUACUGUACAGUGCAGGCGCUCGGCGAGCUCGCCGUCGCAUUCCCUGUGGCGGGCUCGUUCUCAUCGUACUCGACGCGGUUCUUGCAUCCGUCGUGGGGUUUUGCAAUGGGCUGGAACUACGCAAUGCAGUGGAUGGUCGUGUUGCCACUCGAAAUAAUAGCGGCAUCUCUCACGAUAGGGUACUGGAACCACGAUAUUUCACGUUCGGUAUUUGUCUUCAUAUUCCUGACAUUUAUCGUGGUAAUAAAUCUGUUCGGCGUCAAAGGUUACGGAGAGGCCGAGUUCGCCUUUGCGAUCGUCAAGGUGACGUCAGUCAUUGGUUUCAUACUGUUGGGUAUCGUCCUCAACAUAGGCGGCACGCAGACUAGUGGCUACAUCGGUGGCAAGUACUGGCGCGAACCGGGUGCCUUCCACAACGGUUUCAAGGGCUUGUGCAGUGUCUUUGUCGAUGCAGCCUUUGCCUUUGCAGGUACCGAGCUCGUGGGCCUAGCGGCCGCCGAGACGGAGAACCCUCGAAAGUCGCUGCCGACAGCGAUAAAGCAGGUCUUCUGGCGCAUCACGCUCUUCUACGUCGUCGCGCUGACGCUUGUGGGCCUGCUCGUUCCAUACAACCAUCCAAGACUCCUGAACGCCAACGAGGACGGCCGGCCGAGCACAGCCGCGGCCUCGCCGUUUGUCAUUGCCAUUGACAACGCAGGUAUCGAGGUUCUGCCCUCCGUCAUGAACGCCGUGAUCCUCAUCGCGGUCUUGUCGGUUGGAAACUCGGCGGUGUUCGGCUCGUCCCGCACGCUCGCCGCGCUUGCCGACCAGGGACAGGCACCUUCGUGGCUGUCCUAUAUUGACCGCGAAGGACGGCCCCUGUACGCCAUCAUCCUUGCUUCGUCCAUCGGCCUCUUGGCCUUCCUGGCCGACUCAUCCGAACAAGCCGUCGUGCUGGAUUGGCUGCUGGCCAUUUCGGGUCUCUCGUCAAUCUUCACCUGGGGCUCCAUUUGCCUCGCGCACAUCCGCUUCCGGCGCGCGUGGGCGCUCCAGGGUCAUUCUCUGCGAGAGCUCGCAUUCACCUCCCAGUGCGGCGUCUUCGGCUCGUACCUGGGCUUCUCGUUCAACGUGCUCGUCCUGAUUGCGCAGUUCUGGGUCGGUGCCUGGCCCGUAGGGUUCCAGGAAAAGACGGCGGUCGAUCUCGCGCGCAACUUCUUCCUCCAGUACAUGGCGGUCCCCAUUGUCAUCAUCUUCUUCCUCGUCCACCGCCUCUGGGCCAAGACGAAGCUCAUCCGCACGCGCGACAUGGACGUCGACACGGGGCGCAGGGGCUUCAAUCUGCCCAUCCUGGUUGCGCAGGAGGCGGAGGAGAGGAAAGGCUGGCCACGGUGGAAAAAGAUUUAUAAAUUCCUCUGUUGA